AAUAAAAGAAAAUCAAUAGUAACCAGAAACCGACAAAAGAGUGAAAACGGUUUUACCUUUCUUCUUCUUCGUCUUCUUCGGAUUUCUACUGCUACUGCACUCCCAUAGCUCUCACCAUGACGACGACGACGACGACGAUCAUCCAUUUUUUCCUGCACCGCAUUGCUAGAUUCUUCUCUUUCUUUUUUGGGUUUUGAGAUUUGAUCUCCAGGGGCCUGUUUGUUUCCCGAGAAAACAGCUCGUUUCCACUCUCCGCUUCUCCGGUUUCUGCUUCUGAAGAUCAGGCGAUCGGAAUCGAUGGGGAAAGCUACGGGGAGCGGAGAUUGGACUCAGAUCUACACAAUAUACGGCAUAGAACAAUGGCAGACUCUCGUCUUCCUCCUCUUCCACGCCUUCUUCUUCUCCGUCCUAUCACUCCUCUUCCUCCUCUACUUCGACCAGCUUUGCCUCUUCCUCAGCUCCCCCUCCUUCGUACUCUCCUUCGGCACGGCGAGGCUAGUCACCGGAUUCAUCUGCGUCAUCACGGCUCUCUCUGCCGUGUGCCUGCUCUUCGCGGCGGCGAACUUUGUCUACUCCGACGUGCCGCUGCGGUACGUGAUGGCUCAGACGAUGGUGGGAUCCGUCGGCGACUGGUCGAGCGUGAAGACAGCGCUCGACCUCGGCUGUGGCCGCGGCAUCCUCCUGAAUGCGGUGGCUACGCAGCUCAAGAAGACCGGAAGCUCGGGCUGCGUCGUCGGCUUGGACCGCUCCAAACGCACCACUCUCUCCACUCUCCGCACCGCCAAACUCGAAGGAGUGCAAGAGUACGUGACGUGCCGUUCGGGGGAGGUGAGGACAUUGCCGUUCGGGGACAACUACUUCGACGUGGUGGUGUCGUCGGUGUUCGUCCACACGGUGGGGAAGGAGCACGGCCAAAGGACGGUGGAGGCGGCGGCGGAGCGGAUGAGAGUGAUCGGAGAGAUGGUCAGAGUACUGAAACCCGGCGGAGUAUGCGUCGUGUGGGACCUCCUCCACGUCCCCGAGUACGUUCGAAGGCUCCACGAGCUCAAGAUGGAAGACAUCCACGUCUCGAACCGAGUCACCGCCUUCAUGGUCUCUAGCCACAUCGUCUCCUUUCGGAAACCGAGUGAACUCGUCGCCGGACCCGGCGAGGUCUGCUUGGACUGGAGAUGCUGACGUGUCAAUUAUUUUUUUUUCCGUGAUUUGGUUAUUACAAAUUAGACUAAGAAUAUUUUUUUAAUAUAAAAA
This is a messenger RNA of Tarenaya hassleriana, 1248 nucleotides long. RefSeq lists its product as uncharacterized. NCBI's taxonomy places the organism in Eukaryota, Viridiplantae, Streptophyta, Magnoliopsida, Brassicales, Cleomaceae. The record is from RefSeq and is a predicted model, not a curated record. The transcript has 3 exons. Gene Ontology annotation, molecular function: S-adenosylmethionine-dependent methyltransferase activity. Bases 298 to 1176 code for a protein of 292 amino acids.